CAGUCAGUCUGCUACUUUUGGCCGUCGUGAUAACUAGGCGCGGAUUAAUUUCUGCCUCGCGUCGAUUUGCGCUAAAUUCGAAAACAUCAUUUCAAUAUUAUUUUACGACAAUUUGGAAACAUAUCCGACACCAACAUAAAAACAGAAUAAAACAAAGCAAAGCGAAUGUGAAACAGCAACAAAAAGAAAGAAAAGUGCAGUGCUUAAAAACAUCGGCAAAAAUGUCGCGAGUCGAAAUGAAAUUAAAAACUUAAUUUAUCAUUCUUAUAUUUUCAAUCUACAAUUCGCGUGUUUUCGUUAAAUAUUUAUAAAAGAAAAAAAAACUAAAAAAAAGUGUUUUGGUGUCAAUGCUGCUUUUUGUGUCUGUUGCUGAUACUGAAAAUAACUUCACAAUAACAAAAACAUCUUGAGUGUGUUCAACGAACAAACGGCACACGAUAAAAGAAAAGGCAGCUGUCUGUACCGAUUUUAACUACUUCACGGAAUUCCUGGACUGUCUUUGGAGGCGCCAGUCAACGCGUAGCGCGAAUAAUUGAAUCAUAAAAGAUAGACGGAGACGGACGAACAAAUCGGAGCCAAGUUUGGUAGCAGGAAAUGUUAACAAAGCCAAGCAAAUAAUUGUUGUAGAGCGCACGGAGCAAGGACGACAGCACGGCAAGGAAGGGGGAAGGCAGGAUUGGAGGAAAGGAGGUAGGAGCUGAGAAAUGACAGUCGCGCUGCUUUAAUUAAAGCUGCCGCGCGGAGGAGGCGCGUGGAGCUAGCGACUGGCCAAAAAAGGAAGAAGGAAAAAAAUAGGAAAAAGUAAAAGAAGAAAUUAUAGAAAGGAAAAGGAAAUUGAAACGAAAUGUGGCUGAUGCCGCUGUGGACUGUGAACAACAGAACAAAGUGGACGAAAUUGCUUUUGGAACUGAACGAGCGUUUACCGGACAGCAGACAUAUAUUUUGAUUACAUUUACCUUCUCUACAACAACAGACACGCAACUGAAAUAUUAGCCAAAAAGCAAACUGAAGCAACUGAAGCAACUGAAACAGCAAACAAAGUGGGAAGAAUUCAUCAAAGACCCAAAAACAAGUACGCGACCAGAGGAAAGUUUUGCCGGCAAGAACUGCAAGAUCAAGCUUGAGCUAUUUUGAAUUUGAUGCAUGAAGUAGCCGAGAGGAGAGGAAAGGAGGCACUUAGUUUGCAUGCUUGAGGCAUUGGAAGGAGCCAACGCCCAUCAACAGCUACACAUGAACACGCUGCUUUGACAGGACGAGCACACGAGGAGGAGGACGAAGACGACGACGACACCGGCACCGGCACAGUUUCGUCAACUGCAGGAGCAAGCAAGCAAAGUGUUGUCAGCUUCAGGCCAUAUCAACGCAACGUGGCAGGCGUUCAUUUCCCCCCGCCCGCACAGCAUUGCACUGCAUUCCCCAACACACACACACACACUCACACACACAUCCCAGCAGCUGCUGUUGUCACUUUCGGAACGAGUUGAACCCACAACACACACACACAAUCAUCUGGAUCCCAUACCAAACCAAGUCAAAGCAGCAGCAAUAGCAGCAUCAUCCACAUCCAAUCCCAAUGAAUCUGCUGUGCUGCUGUUGUUGCAGUAAUAUGGCACCAAACCAACGCGUCACACGCAAAUGGGAACUGUUCGCCGGACGCAAUAAAUUCUACUGCGAUGGAUUGCUAAUGUCCGCACCACACACGGGUGUCUUCUACUUGACGUGCAUCCUGAUUACUGGCACCAGUGCCCUCUUCUUUGCCUUCGACUGUCCGUUUUUGGCGACUCGCAUUAAUCCGGUGAUUCCCAUCGUGGGAGCGGUUCUUUACUUCUUCACAAUGAGUUCCCUGCUGCGCACAACCUUCACGGAUCCAGGCGUCAUACCGCGUGCCUCCAAUGAUGAGGCUGCCUAUAUUGAAAAGCAAAUUGAAGUGCCAAACUCGCUGAACAGCCCCACAUACCGACCGCCACCCAGGACCAAGGAGGUGCUCGUCAAGGGGCAGACGGUCAAGCUGAAAUAUUGUUUCACCUGUAAAAUCUUUCGACCGCCGCGCGCCUCGCAUUGCAGCCUGUGUGACAAUUGCGUGGAUCGCUUUGAUCACCACUGUCCCUGGGUGGGAAAUUGCGUUGGCAAGCGAAAUUAUCGGUUCUUUUAUUUGUUUCUAGUCUCACUGGCAUUUUUAGCCGUAUUUAUAUUCUCGUGCUCUGUGACGCAUUUAGUUUUAUUGAUGAAAACCGAACAGGAGGUCUUCGAAGUAAUAAAGAAGGCGCCGUUUACUGUGAUUGUUGUGUUCAUUUGUUUCUUUUCAAUCUGGUCGGUUAUCGGACUGGCGGGAUUCCAUACAUACCUGACGACCAGCGAUCAGACAACGAACGAGGAUCUCAAAGGAUCGUUCUCAUCGAAGGGCGGACCUCGCACCCAGAAUCCUUAUUCCCGGGGCAACAUUUGCCUGAACUGUUGCCACAUAUUGUGCGGUCCCAUGACACCCUCGCUGAUCGACAGACGCGGCAUUGCCACGGAUGAGUACAUACAGCAGAUGCAUCAUUCCAAUUCACGGCAUGCACUGAGCGAUGUCAUCAGUGCAUCGCAAAUGGUGACCACCGCACAGCCCAUGUUGGGUGGUGCCAUGGGUGUCAUCGGUGGCAUCAGUGGUGCGGGUGGUGGCGUUAGUAUUGGCGGUGCGGGUGCUGAGUUGAAGCCACGUUUUUAUGAUGAGUCCAAUCCCUCCUCCUCGACAUUGGAGAGCAACGGGUUGGCCACGGCAACAUCAGGAGCCGCCAACGGUCAUGGUCAUGGUCAUGGUAAUGGUCAUGGACAUGGACAUGGACAUGGACAUGGUCACGGGAACACGAGUGGGAACGGCUUUGACCGACCACCCAGCUAUGAUAUGCUCCAGAAUGGUAAUUCCAAUAGUUUAGCCCAGCUGGUUGACAAUGAAAUUCCAUUGGCCCAAAUGGACAUUGGGCCGACAUACAGUCAACAGACGGCGACACAGUCACGUCAGUUCCGACACCACAAGCAGCGAAAGUUGUCGGCAACUGGAGAUUUGGCAUACGAGAAUCAAUUGGCCGCCGCGGGCAGUGAGGAUGAGUUGGACAAUCCAGAUGUUGUUGUGGUUGGCAACACCGAGGUGGUUGCUGCUGUGGCAGCCAUCGCAGCGUCGAGCAAGGCGCGUGAGAUGCGCAACCGCAAUCGCAGUGGCAGCUACAGCAAUCUCUUUGACGUGGACUUUGAUGCAACGGUGGUCAAUUCACCGCUCUCCUCCGAUAACCACAAGUCCUCCUCAGCCGGAGCUGCUCUGCUGGCAGCUGCCAUCAGCGGUGACCAGCAUGCGCUGGUCAAGUCCGUCUCGCAGACCGAGAAUAUGUACAGCAAUGUGCCGGCACAGGUGUCAUCCACAGAUGCCACCCUUCAUGUCUACUCCAAUAUCAUUGAUGAACGAGCCCAGCAACAGCAGCAGCAGCAGCAAAAGCAGCAGCGGCAACAAUGUGAACAGCUGCAGGCUACCACAGUGUUAUCCUCGACACUGCUCAGUGAUGAUCUCGAUCUGGAUGAUCCGGUGAGUGCCUCAUUUGUGGGCCAUCAUCGAAAGACGGCCGGCGAUGGUGCCGAGCAGGCCAAGUCAGCGGAUAGAUUGCGUAUGCUCCACGAUACGACAAUGAUUGAUACGGCCCUCGAUCUCGACAGCCUCGAUGGCUCCAGCAUGGGCAACAACUCACAGUCCUGCCUGGUCAAAACGGGAGCCAAAGCCACGUCCAAUUCAGCCGGUGUGCCCAUUGUCUAAGCUAUCAAUCAAUUGCCCAAUACUUACCCCUCACUGUAAAUAGCCAAUAUUUACCAUUGAGCUUCAGCUUUUAAUUAGAGAGUUAACAAGGCUAAAAAUUCUUGGCCUAUUGCUGUUAAUUUUAAAUGAUUUUUAAAACCGAUUCAAACGAUGUGCGGACACUUGCAAAAUCAACCUAUCAACCUAUAAAUGCAACUAAAAAAUAUUACCUUAAGGCGUUACGCAUUCACAUAUAAAAAGCGAUAAAUAUAUUAAAUUAUAUAUGUAUAAACCAGAUUUAAAAAAAAAGAAAUGGGAUAAACAAAUAAAUUAAAUACGAGUACAUAUACAUAUACAUAUGCAUAUACAAAUAAAAACGUGGUGAACAAUGUUAACAAUUCAAAAGCAUUAAAAAUGAAUGAAUGAAUAAUACUAUAUGUAAUAAUUAACUGAAACUGUUUAUACAAUACACAACGCAAAUACACGUAAUUAUAUACAUAAGUACAUAAAUAUACUUACACACACACACACAGAUAUAUACAUACAGACACACAUACUUGUAUAUGGUUAGUUAUAGCAUUUAAUUUUUGUACAUUUAAGUUUUUACAAGGGCAACGACGAUGAGCGACGAGCGUGUUCCGUUCUUUAGAGUAUAACAUUAAACAAAUUUAUCGGAAAAGCGCAUGCAAUAAAUAUAUAUAUACAUAUAUAUAUAUAUAGGUAUACAGAUAUAUGUACCAGUAUGUUAAUCAUGUUACAAAGAGAAAAGAAAUUAAUUAAACAAAGAAAUGCACCACAAGAGAAAUGUUAACAGCAUAAGGAAACAGACAAACAGUGUGACGUAUUAAUUGUUUAUCUACAAUACAUAUAAGUAUAGUAUGUGCGUGGUGUAUCGUACAAUGUUGAAUGAAUUGAAUUAAAUCGUGGUAAAGAAUUUGACAGCUCCAAAAAGAAUUGGGCCAAACGUGUUAAUAAGAAUAUGUUAUGCGAAACUAACGAACUACAAUUAUACAAAGAAUACAAUUUAUAAAUAGAGAACUUGAAA
Molecule: messenger RNA, 4805 nt
Organism: Drosophila innubila
Lineage: Eukaryota; Metazoa; Arthropoda; Insecta; Diptera; Drosophilidae
Gene: app
Product: palmitoyltransferase app
Exons: 12
Coding region: 1574-3781 (735 amino acids)
Biological process (GO): protein targeting to membrane; peptidyl-L-cysteine S-palmitoylation
Cellular component (GO): Golgi apparatus; endoplasmic reticulum
Molecular function (GO): protein-cysteine S-palmitoyltransferase activity
Source: RefSeq, a predicted model, not a curated record